AUGAGUAAGUCAUGAUUGAAUGUUCAAUCACAGACAAAAGGGGGAAAUUUACCAGUAUCUUUGGCACAAUCUAGCGUUUAGCUAACUAGGUAACGUGAGGCCCCAACUCUGCAUUCACAAGUUUCCAGCUAGCGUUAGCAUAGCCAGCUAGCUAGCUAGAUCAUGCCUUGCCAUGCGGUAUAGCGAUGAAGCUACAAUUGAAUUGUUGGGACUAGCUAGCUAUUUAACUAGCUGUAUUUACCCAAUUACCUUUUCGGUGAAACGUCUUAGUUGUUUGUCCAGUGUAGUCCUGGCGUUCUCCAAGAUGAGCAGUUUGUACAUGAGACAUCUUUUGGUGACAUUGAGGUCGGUGGGAAGCCACACAGGACUCGGCUGCUGCGGCAUUACGGUGACUGAUGAGACUCACUGGCUGGAGCUCAACUCGACCAAACCUUUUUAGUUGACACCUUCACCUGACAGCGUGACACUUGAUGUUCUUCUUCUUUGAUGUUUAAUGGCGGCUGGGCCGAAAUUCUGGGUGCGUUCGUAAAUUGCCUCUAUUGUGUCAGUGUGCUCUGGGUGCGUUCGUAAAUUCAGAGGCGAAAACAAACAUAUACUGAUCAAAAAUAAGCAUCAUGCAACAAUUUCAAAGAUUUUAAUGAGUUACAGUUCAUAUAAGGGAAUCAGUCAAUUGAAAUGAAUUCAUUAGGCUCUAAUCUAUGGAUUUUACAUGACUGUGAAUACAGUUAUGGAUCUGUUGGUCACAAAUAAAAUAAAAAAAGUUUGGGGCAUGGAUCAGAAAACCGGUCAGUAUCUGGUGUGACCGCUAUUUGCCUCAUGCAGUGCGAUACAUCUCCUUUCGCAUAGAGUUGAUCAGGCUGUUGAUUGUGGCCUGUGGAAGGUUGUCCCACUCCAAUGGCUGUGUGAAGUUGCUGGAUAUUGGCAGGAACUGGAACACGCUGUCCUGCACCUCGAUCCAGAGCAUCCCAAACAUGCUCAAUGGGUGACAUGUCUGGUGAGUAUGCAGGCAAUGGAAGAAAUGGGACAUGUUCAGCUUCCAGGAAUUGUGUACAGAUCCUUGUGACAUGGGGGCUGUGCAUUAUCAUGCUGAAACAUGAGGUGAUGGCGGCAGAUGAAUUGCACGACAAUGGGCCUUUGGUUCUCGUCACGGUAUCUCUGUGCUUUCAAAUUGCCACUUGCCACCCUCCCUCCCUCCCACCCUCUCUCCCCCUCCCCCCCUCCCUCCCUCCCGCCCUCCCUCCCUCCCUCCCUCAUUCUUUUCCUCCCUCUUAAACUCUUUCAUUUCCUUUCUCCAAGUCACUCUGGUGUCUUACAAUUACCAUGUUCUGUUUAUCUUUCUCUCCCAGACUGUGAAGACUUCAUCGAGGAGCGUGAGCGCCACAGUUCUCCCCUCUUCGUCCCUGACAUCCCUGCCCUUCUAGGAGUUCCCGACAGAGCCAGACUCACCCAGCCACCCGGCCUGGAGGUCAGGACGUCAGGCAUCGCUGGAGCAGGACUGGGGGUGUUCAACUAAGGAAACACUGUGGACCUUAUGAAGGAGAGAUCACAGACAAGGACCAGGCCAUGGAGACUGAAGACUCCUGGGUGGUGAGAGAGUAGUGUGUCUGUCUGUCUGUCUGUGUGUGAGUGGGUAGGUUAAAAUGUUAAUAAUUAAAGUCUGGUUUUAGCACCAGAUUAGUCCAAAGAAUAGGUUAAAUGUCUGGACUGUUGUUCAUAGUCAGUGCUUCAGGCUCUGAACAUGCUUUGGCCACAGUCAUAGGCUCUGGCUUGAGGUUUCAAACUUUGAUCGAAACUCUAAAGUUGUGUUGUUUUCCUCAGAUCCAACAGACACUGGGAGGACUCCAGUUGUUUUCCUCAGAUCCGUAAUACACUGGGAGGACUACAGUUGUUUUCCUCAGAUCCAUCAGACACUGGGAGGACUACAGUUGUUUUCCUCAGAUCCGUCAGACACGUGGAGGACUACAGUUGUUUUCCUCAGAUCCGUCAGACACUUGGAGGACUACAGUUGUUUUCCUCAGAUCCGUCAGACACUUGGAGGACUACAGUUGUUUUCCUCAGAUCCGUCAGACACGUGGAGGACUACAGUUGUUUUCCUCAGAUCCGUCAGACACGUGGAGGACUACAGUGUUUCCUUAGAUCCUUCAGACACGUGGAGGACUACAGUUGUUUCCUCAGAUCGUCAGACACGUGGAGACUACAGUUGUUUUCCUCAUGAUCCUUCGCACUUGGAGUCACAGUUUGCUUUCUAAGAUCCGUCCAGACCAGUGAGGACUACAGUUGUUUUCCUCAGAUCCGUCAGACACGUGGAGACUACAGUUGUUUUCCUCAGAUCCGUCAGACACGUGGAGGACUACAGUUGUUUUCCCUCAGAUCCGUCAGACACGUGGAGGACUACAGUUGUUUUCCCUCAGAAUCCGUCAGACACGUGGAGGACUACAGUUGUUUUCCUCAGAUCCGUCAGACACGUGGAGGACUACAGUUGUUUUCCUCAGAUCCGUCAGACACGUGGAGGACUACAGUUGUUUUCCUCAGAUCCGUCAGACACGUGGAGGACUACAGUUGUUUUCCUCAGAUCCGUCAGACACGUGGAGGACUACAGUUGUUUUCCUCCAGACGUCAGACACUUGGAGGACUCAGUGUUUGCUCAGAUCCGUCCGACACGUGGAGGACUACAGUUGUUUUCCUCAGAUCCGUCAGACACGUGGAGGACUACAGUUGUUUUUCCUCAGAUCCGUCAGACACGUGGAGGACUACAGUUGUUUUCCUGUCAUCUGUCUCUCUCCCCAUCCCCUCUCUCUGUUUCUCUUUAUUUCUGUCUCUCCCCCAUCCCCUCUCUCUGUCAGAUAUGCUAACUGUCCCCGUUGUGAGGAGGAACAGAAUCUGGUGGCCUUCCAGUACAGAGGAGGGAUUCUGUACCGCAGCUGUAAGCCCAUAGCUGUUUGUUUGGUAUGGAGAGGAGUAUCUAUGGGGCAUAAAGAGUUCUGCUAA
Coregonus sp. 'balchen' is the source of this 2988-nucleotide messenger RNA. The record is from the annotation of a GenBank genome assembly. Lineage: Eukaryota; Metazoa; Chordata; Actinopteri; Salmoniformes; Salmonidae.